Molecule: messenger RNA, 2725 nt
Organism: Syngnathoides biaculeatus (alligator pipefish)
Lineage: Eukaryota; Metazoa; Chordata; Actinopteri; Syngnathiformes; Syngnathidae
Product: stromal interaction molecule 1-like
Exons: 16
Coding region: 333-2309 (658 amino acids)
Biological process (GO): activation of store-operated calcium channel activity; intracellular calcium ion homeostasis; store-operated calcium entry
Cellular component (GO): plasma membrane; endoplasmic reticulum
Molecular function (GO): calcium ion binding; calcium channel regulator activity; protein binding
Source: RefSeq, a predicted model, not a curated record
UGAUGAAGACGUUAGUCUGCGGGUAUGACAGCGUCCUCAGGCGGUCGUACUCCUCCUGGCCCGCUGUAUCCCACAGGUUCAAGCUGAUGAUCCUGCUAUCCACCGUCACCUGAAUGCAUCACGAGCACCAAAGGUUGCCUCUGAGUUCACCACGUCUGCUAGACUACGUAUCCAAUGUUGAGUACAGAUUGUGACUGUGGAUGGGGCUAGAGGGCUGCGACAAAUUAUGCAUGUGGCGCAUGCAGCAGAGCGCAAAGAUCAGCAAACACAAUAACUGAUCCUCCACCCAAAUCUGCACUGAGGAAUCGAGUAUGAGCGACUGAUCAAAAGUCAUGGCGCGUGUGUGUUUGUGGCUGGUGUGUGUCCUGAGCGUCAGCGUAGACAAGGGGGAUCAUGCCCACCCGGACCACCAACAUCACCGUUACGACGUACCCUCAGAUCUGUGCGCAAUGGAUCAGCAGCUGUGUGAGGACGAGAAUGCCCUGUUGAGCUUCGAGGCCAUCUGCAGCAUCCACAAACAGAUGGACGACGACGCCGAUGGGACGGUGGACGCGGCCGAGACGGACGAGUUCCUGCGGGAGGAUCUCAAGUAUCACGACCCGAAAGCCAAGCACAGCAGCUUCCACCGCGCAGACCUGCACAUUAGCGUGGGGGACAUGUGGGACGCCUGGAAGAACUCAGAAGUGUAUAACUGGACAGGCGAUCAGGUGGAAGAGUGGCUUCUGCUGAGCGUGGAGCUUCCCCAAUACGCCGAAACCUUCCGGAAACACGGGCUGGACGGCAAGGCGUUACCAAGGCUAGCGGUGAAGAACACCACCCUCACCGGGUUGGUAUUGAAAAUUUUAGAGCGUAGUCAUGCUCAAAAGCUGCAGCUAAAGGCUCUGGAUACUGUGCUGUUUGGACCGCCGCCAGGUCGACAGAACCGGUGGAAGGACCUUGUUCUGGGCGUGUCCAUCCUCGCGGCUCUGGGCGGCUGCUGGUUUGCGUACGUCCAGACGAGGAGGUCCAGGGACGACCUGAACAGGCUGAUGAAGGACCUGGAGGGACUUCAGAGGGCCGAGCAGAGCCUGAUGGACAUGCAGGAGAAGCUGCAAAAGGCCCAGGAGGAUCAGCGCUGCGUCCAGGUGGAGAAGGUAAAGGUGGAGGAGGAGCUGAGGAACGAGAUCAACACGGCCAAGCAGGAAGCGCAGCGUCUCCGGGAGCUCCGCGAGGGGACCGAGAAUGAGAGGAGUCGCCAGAAGUAUGCAGAGGAGGAACUGGAGCAGGUGAGGAUGGCGCUGAAGAAGGCUGAGAGGGAGCUGGAAUCGCGGGCCCGCUGGUCGCCGCCGGACACGCUGCAGAUGUGGCUGCAGCUUACGCAUGAGAUAGAAGUUCAGUACUACAACAUCAAGAAGCAGAGCGCCGAGAGGCAGCUACUGCAAGCCAGAGAGGGGGCCGAGAAGAUCAAGAAGAAGAGAAGUUCACUAUUUGGGACAUUCCAUGUGGCUCACAGCUCCUCGUUAGAUGACGUGGACCACAAGAUCCUCUCUGCCAAACAGGCCCUGGCCGACGUGACGGGCGCUCUGCGAGAGAAGCUGCACCGCUGGCAGAAUAUCGAGUCCCUGACGGGUUUCUGUCUGGUCACCAACCCCGGCCUGGGUGCGCUGGCCGCCGCCCUCAAUUUGGACCCGUCCUUCCUGGGCCUGCGACCGGCGACACCGCAGCACCUCCUCCUGUCCGAUGACCUGGACGACAUGGACGAGGACAUCCUUUCACCCGGGACGCUUAAAUAUGCAGCCUGGCAGAUGGACCGACGAGUGAGCGACCUGUGGCCACUGAGCGGCAUCGCGGAUAACCAAUCCCCGUGGAAGCUCUCUGCUCAAAGUCUGAUGCCCCAGCAGCAAAGGAUGGGAGACUGCGCUAUGAUGUUCAGCUCUCAGAGGGACAUUUUGGAAUACUCUGACUCGGACCCCCCCCUCCCGGUCCCUCACAGUGACUCAAGAAGCCCGUACGGUUCCAAGACUCUUUUCUUACCCGCCAGGCUCCAGCAGACACCGAGCCCCAGAAUCAGAGGAGUCGGGGUAGGACCCUUAGAAAAGAGCUCAAGCCUCGGGGAGCUGAGGGGCACUCCCCCCGCCGCCCUCGCCCCCUCCUGUUCCACCCGCUCGCUGUGCAUCACGCCCGACGCCGCCGACAGUCCCCUUCUCUUUUCGACGGGUCACGCACACCCCAGGUGGAGUCCUGUGGAGGACGGGCGCGAGGAGGGCGACGUUUCGGGCGGCGGCCGUCGCAGGAACGCCUUUAAUAAAAUCUUCAAAAAGAAGAAAUGACAAUGCUGAAGAAAGACUAUACACAAACUCUCACUCUUUGAUAACCAGUGGCAAAACAAUAUCUUCUAAAACACACACAUACACAAAACACACAAAAAAAGUACACGUGUAGUCAGCCUGGUAAAAAGACCAGAGAUAACUGAUUCAGUUUUCACACUUUGGUGCUGACACUUGAAGGCAACAUGCAGAGGUACACACAGGCAUGCCUGCGCGCACACACACUCAUUCAUAAAUCUGGUUGUUUAUUAAAGUGUCAUGUCCAAGGCAGAAUGUGAAGUCAACUAUCUAUACUCUGAACAAAGUGAAAAGUAUAAUUAUGUAAAGAAAACUGCUUGUCAAGAAUAUUCAUUACUCACAUCUUAUGUGGAAGUUUCAAAAAGAGAAUAUUUAAAAUGUAUUAAUAAAUAACUGCAAUA